GCCAAAUCGCCAAGGGAAUUCAAGACGAAAACGAUGAGUACGUGGCUUGUUACGAGACCGGUACGUGUCCAUCAUGUAGUUUGUUUGGUUGACUUGCCCUGUACUGACUGUCAAGCAGAUGUCAGGCUUCUCCAUUCGCCUUCCCCCGGUAAAAAGGUCCCAGAUGUGCUGCUGAAAAAGCGCCAGACGCGAUAUCCGGUUAUCGCGGUUGAGAUCGGAUCGGAUCAGAUCAGACCAAGACAUAAAUUAGUAUCAAUUCCAUCUAUCUGCUGCGUACAUACAGCCUUUACUCGAGGACUUCCGUUCGGUUCAUUUUCAUUUACUUUACUUGAAGAACAGGUUUUGUCUCACAGAUUACGUGAUUAUCAUUACAGUACCAUACAGGUAGAUAUGGACCCGGAAGAAUUAACUACCAUCCAACCUAGCUAG
Rasamsonia emersonii CBS 393.64 is the source of this 429-nucleotide messenger RNA. RefSeq lists its product as uncharacterized. NCBI's taxonomy places the organism in Eukaryota, Fungi, Ascomycota, Eurotiomycetes, Eurotiales, Trichocomaceae. The transcript has a single exon. The annotation marks the transcript as partial. The record is from RefSeq and is a predicted model, not a curated record.